This is a messenger RNA of Arabidopsis arenosa, 2316 nucleotides long. The record is from the annotation of a GenBank genome assembly. NCBI's taxonomy places the organism in Eukaryota, Viridiplantae, Streptophyta, Magnoliopsida, Brassicales, Brassicaceae.
GAUCUUUUUCUGCGUGUUUUGUGAUCGGGGGAAUCAUGAAGAGUCUUCGUUGGCUUUUGUUGUCGUUGUUAUGGUUUGGAGUUUUCCCAAUCAUUCGUUUUGCUGAAGGACAAAAUCAAGAAGGUUUUAUCAGUUUAGAUUGUGGCUUACCUCUAAAUGAGAGUCCUUACAUAGAAUCGGAAACCGGAAUACAAUUCUCAUCAGACGAGAAUUUCAUCCAAAGUGGAAAGACCGGUAGAAUCCCUAAAAAUCUUGAAUCAGAUAAUUUAAAACAGUAUGCGACCGUACGAUACUUUCCAGAUGGAAUACGAAACUGCUAUGAUCUAAGAGUGGAAGAAGGGAGGAACUAUCUUAUUAGAGCUACAUUUUUCUAUGGAAAUUUUGACGGGCUUAAUGUUAGCCCGGAAUUCGAUAUGCAUAUCGGUCCUAAUAAGUGGACAACAAUAGAUUUGCAAAUAGUGCCAGAUGGUACAGUGAAAGAGAUCAUUCACAUCCCAAGAUCAAACUCUUUGCAAAUUUGUCUUGUUAAGACAGGGGCAACUACACCAAUGAUAUCAGCUUUGGAACUACGACCAUUGGCGAGUGAUACUUACAUCGCUAAAUCUGGUUCUUUGAAAUAUUACUCUCGCAUAUAUCUUAGCAAUGCCACCGUUAUUCUUCGGUACCCAAAAGAUGUUUAUGAUCGUUCGUGGGUUCCAUAUUCUCAACAAGAAUGGACACAAAUCUCAACAACUGCAAAUGUGUCCAAUAAAAAUCACUAUGAUCCACCCCAAGCUGCUCUUAAGAUGGCCGCAACACCUACAAAUCUUGAUGCGCCACUGAUGAUGGUUUGGCGUUUGGAGAAUCCUGAUGAUCAAAUUUACUUGUACAUGCAUUUUUCGGAGAUCCAAGUUCUAAAAGCCAAUGACACUAGAGAAUUCGACAUUGUGUUGAAUGGAGAAAAAAUUAACACUAUUGGAGUUGUUAGUCCUAAAUAUCUUGAAAUAAUGACUAGGCUUACAACAAAUCCUAGGCAAUGCAACAGAGGUAUCUGCCGAAUUCAGUUGAUAAAAACCGAAAGAUCGACACUUCCACCUCUACUUAAUGCUUUUGAAGUUUACUCAGUUCUCCAGCUUCCACAAUCUCAGACAAAUGAUAUUGAAGUGGUUGCUAUCAAGAACAUCAAAUCUACUUAUGGACUGAGUAGAAUCAGUUGGCAAGGAGAUCCAUGCGUACCGAAACAAUUCUUGUGGGAUGGAUUGAAUUGUAACAUCACAGAUAUAUCUGUACCACCAAGAAUAAUUUCUUUAAAUUUAUCUUCGAGUGGCUUGAGUGGGACUAUAGUGUCUUACUUACAGAAUCUGACUCAUCUAGAAAGUUUGGAUUUGUCAAAUAACACUUUGAGUGGAACGGUGCCCGAGUUUCUAGCCUCUAUGAAAUCAUUGUUGGUCAUAAACUUGAGCGGGAACAAACUUAGUGGUGCAAUACCUCAAGCUCUUCGCGAUAGAGAAAGGGAAGGGCUAAAGUUAAAUGUCGUCGGAAACAAAGAGCUUUGUCUCUCCGGUACAUGCAUAGAUAAGCAAAAGAAAAAAAUUCCAGUAACGAUUGUUGCACCAGUCGCUUCCAUUGCCGCUAUCGUUGUUGUGAUGAUCCUCCUUUUUGUAUUCAAAAAGAAAAUCUCAUCAAGAAAUAAGCAUGAACCGUGGAUCAAGACGAAAAAGAAAAGGUUUACUUAUUCAGAGGUUAUGGAAAUGACUAAGAAUUUGCAAAGACCUCUUGGUGAAGGAGGGUUUGGCGUUGUUUAUCAUGGUGAUCUAAAUGGCUCAGAGCAAGUAGCUGUUAAACUACUUUCACAAACAUCAGCACAAGGCUAUAAAGAAUUUAAGGCUGAGUUUCCCGAGAAAAUGUCAGGUCGUGGAAAGGGAGGCAAAGGUUUGGGCAAAGGAGGAGCCAAACGUCACAGGAAGGUUCUGAGAGACAACAUCCAAGGAAUCACUAAGCCGGCAAUUCGGAGAUUGGCUCGUAGAGGUGGCGUUAAGCGUAUUAGUGGUCUGAUCUAUGAAGAGACACGUGGCGUUCUCAAGAUCUUUUUGGAGAAUGUUAUUCGUGACGCCGUUACUUACACUGAGCACGCACGGAGGAAGACGGUGACUGCUAUGGAUGUUGUUUAUGCUCUUAAGAGACAAGGAAGGACUCUUUAUGGAUUCGGCGGUUAGGGUUUUAGCGUUUUUAAGUGUUUUCUAGGAUUUGCCUUUAGCGAUUUCAUUUGGAAUUUCAGAUCGGUUUGUAUUCGCGUUUGCGUUGUAAUGUUGUUUGGGAUAAAUAUUCGCGGUUGCG